AUGUCGUCUCCAGCAAGGCGAUCAACUCGCAGCUCGCAGGCGGGGACUCCUGCCCGCAACACGCGGAGCUCCCAGGCUGGCACUCCUGCCGCGCCUGCUGCCGAGGCAGAGACUCCUCGUCGGACGCGCGCAUCGCAGCUCGCAUCGAGCCCCAUGUUCUUCGAGUCCUCUCCCGCCAAUGGCAGCGGCAAUGCUGCUGCACCCUCCUCGCCUUUGCGGCAGAUGAGCAACACCCAGACUACUGACAAUGGUCCCGCCCCAAGCUCCCCAUUGCGCCAGCAGACCGAAUCCCAGACUAUCAACGAUGGCGAACGCACACCACGAGCAAGCGGCAUGCGUAUCGGCGACUCUUCGCCCGUCCGCUAUGACCCCAGCUCAAGUCCUGGCCACCCCCAGACCGAUCUGCGAAGCGAGAGCAGCGGUCUCUUCGUCGACUCUUCCAGAAGGGCUCCUCGAUCACGACGAGGUGAUAUUCACUCAGAGUAUUCCAACAGGACGCCCGUGGCCCCGCGCCGCAUUGUUCUUGGCUCCGACGGCAGGGUUGUACAGGACGCGCCAGUUUCCGACGCUGCCACAUUUUCCAACAACAACCCGGGCACAUCAGAUGCUGAUGCCCUAGGUGGACAAAGCCAGAGCUUGGUAUGGGGUACUACCAUUGCCAUCGACGACACAUUCAACGCCUUCAAGAACUUUUUGAGGAAUUACAAGAUCAAGUACCGCCUCAUCAAGGAGAACCAGCCGGAUGACGUCGUCAAUGCCCCGGAAAACCAAACAAGAUGCUACUGGGAGGCCCUGGAGACGAUGCUGGCCCUUGGUACAAGCAAGUUGUACUUGGAUGUUCACGAUCUGAAGGCCUACCCCGAGACCGAGAAGCUGUGGUACCAACUCCAGGCCUACCCGCAGGAAUUGGUUCCCAUCAUGGAUCAGUCUGUUCAUGACAUGAUGAUUGAGCUUGCGCGCAUUGAGAUGGCCAGACAGCGCAGCCAGACCACUUCCGCACCACAGGCGUCGCAGAGCUCCGAGCCUGCUAUUCCCAGCUCGGACCGUCCUGAGGACGCACCAACACCUCGUCCCGCGGCACAGAGAGAGGCAACUCUCGAGGAUCAGGUCGCUGAGACUAUUUACAUGGUGCGCCCCUACGGAAUGGACAAGACCACCAACCUCCGAGAUCUGAACCCCUCGGACAUGGACAGGAUGAUCCAAAUAAAGGGUCUCGUCAUCAGGACCACCCCCGUGAUUCCAGACAUGAAGGACGCAUUCUUCAAGUGCAGUGUCUGCAACCAUGGCCUGCUUGUCACUCUCGACCGAGGCAAGAUCCGAGAGCCCACAGAGUGCCCCCGACAACGCUGCGGCUCCAAGAACUCUAUGCAAAUUGUUCAUAACCGCUGCAACUUUGCAGACAAGCAAGUGAUCAAAUUGCAAGAGACUCCAGACGCUGUGCCAGCCGGUCAGACCCCGCAUUCGGUUUCUGUCUGCGUGUACGACGAUCUGGUGGACUUCUGCAAAGCUGGUGACAGGGUGCAAAUCACUGGUAUCUUCCGUGUCAGCCCCGUUCGUGUGAACCCACGCCAGAGGGCCAUCAAGAGCGUUCACAAGACAUACGUCGAUGUCUUGCACGUGCAAAAGGUCGAUCGCAAGCGCAUGGGGGCCGACACGACUACCCUUGAGCUGGACGACGAGGACGAGCUCCAGACCGACAAUCCUUCCGGAAUGGAUGAAUCGCGCAAGGUGACGCCAGAAGAGGAAGAGAAGAUCAAGGAGACCGCCGCUCGUGAUGACAUCUACGAGCUUCUGUCGCGUUCCCUCGCGCCCUCAGUCUAUGAAAUGGACGAUGUCAAGAAGGGUAUUCUGUUGCAACUCUUUGGCGGUACCAACAAGAGCUUCGAGAAGGGUGGCAGCCCUAAGUACCGUGGUGACAUCAAUGUCCUGCUUUGCGGUGACCCAUCCACCUCCAAAUCUCAGAUCCUGUCGUACGUGCACCGCAUUGCACCUCGCGGCGUGUACACCAGCGGCAAGGGAUCUUCUGCCGUCGGUCUUACAGCAUACAUCACACGCGAUCCCGAGACACGAUCACUAGUGCUCGAGUCGGGCGCCCUUGUCUUGUCAGAUGGUGGUGUCUGCUGCAUUGACGAGUUUGACAAGAUGUCCGAGUCCACUCGCUCCGUGUUGCACGAAGUCAUGGAGCAGCAGACUGUGUCUGUUGCCAAGGCUGGUAUUAUCACCACUCUGAAUGCUCGCACGAGUAUUCUGGCAUCAGCCAAUCCGAUCGGCAGUCGAUACAACCCCGACUUGCCCGUUCCGCAAAACAUCGACCUUCCCCCAACGCUUCUGUCUCGUUUCGAUCUUGUGUACCUGAUUCUCGAUCGGGUGGAUGAGAAGAACGAUAGGCGACUGGCCAAGCAUUUGAUGUCCAUGUAUCUCGAAGAUACACCUCACUCUGCUCAGUCCAAGAAUGAUAUUCUGCCCGUGGAAUUCCUCACAUCCUAUAUCUCGUACGCCCGCGCCAACAUCCAGCCCACCAUCACUCGGCCUGCAGCGAAAGAGCUGGUUGACGCGUACAUCGAGAUGCGCAAGCUUGGACAGGACGUGCGCGCCGCCGAGAAGCGCAUCACCGCGACCACCCGUCAGCUCGAGUCCAUGAUCCGACUUGCGGAGGCCCACGCCAAGAUGCGCCUGUCCACCGAGGUCACUCGCGAGGAUGUCCAGGAGGCCAACCGGCUGAUCAAGUCUGCCCUCAAGACAGCGGCCACCGACAGCCAGGGCCGCAUCGACAUGUCCCUCCUGACCGAGGGAACGAGCUCUGCCGACCGCCAGAGGAAGGAGGACAUGAAGAACGCGGUGCUGCAGCUGCUCGACGAGCUGACGGCCGGCGGCCAGACCGUCAAGUAUGCCGAGGUCGCCAGGAAACUGAGCGAGAACACGGGCGUGCCUGUUGAGCCGAGUGAUUUUGCCGAGUGCGUGCGCGCGUUGGAGAUGGAUGGGUCCAUUACUGUAUCAGGUGAGGGCGCCAGGAAGAGCAUCAGGAGGGUCACCGCUGUUGUUUAA
Messenger RNA from Diaporthe batatas, 3045 nucleotides. Its product is annotated as MCM DNA helicase complex subunit MCM4. NCBI's taxonomy places the organism in Eukaryota, Fungi, Ascomycota, Sordariomycetes, Diaporthales, Diaporthaceae. The record is from RefSeq and is a predicted model, not a curated record. Gene Ontology annotation, biological process: DNA replication; double-strand break repair via break-induced replication; DNA strand elongation involved in DNA replication. The coding region runs from base 1 to 3045 and encodes 1014 amino acids. Gene Ontology annotation, molecular function: single-stranded DNA binding; ATP binding; single-stranded DNA helicase activity. Gene Ontology annotation, cellular component: nucleus; MCM complex. The transcript is spliced from 3 exons.